Molecule: messenger RNA, 2010 nt
Organism: Eriocheir sinensis (Chinese mitten crab)
Lineage: Eukaryota; Metazoa; Arthropoda; Malacostraca; Decapoda; Varunidae
Exons: 2
Coding region: 1-1860 (619 amino acids)
Source: RefSeq, a predicted model, not a curated record
AUGUUCGAACACCCAGAAUGUGAGGCGGUGCUGAUGGUGGACGCUGCAAAUGCGUUCAACAACAUCAAUAGGGAGACAGCACUGCACAACAUCAAAAUCAAGUGCCCUAUAUUCGCCCAAUAUAUUGAAAAUACAUACAAGGAACCUGCCAGACUGUUCAUCAGCAGUCAUAAUAACCAACGACUUGGAGACCCGGUGGCCAUACAAUCCUCAGAGGGCACCACCCAAGGGGACCCAGUGGCCAUGGCAAUGUUUGCCCUGGGAAUGAUGAAGCUGCAGGACAUCAUCCGCCAUGAAAACACCAACGUCAAACAGGUGGCGUAUGCGGAUGACCUCACCGGGGUAGGAAAGUCUGCAGACCUCAGGAAAUGGUGGGACCUCGUCAAUGAACAUGGCCCAAAAAUAGGGUACCAUCCCAACGCCACGAAGUCUGUGGUGAUUGUAAAACCAGAGGCAUACGAUCGGGCCAAAACAGCAUUCCAGGGCAGUAACGUGAAACUGUCAGUGACUGGAGAAAGACACCUCGGGGCAGCCAUUGGAACAGCUGAAUACAGAACCGAAUAUGUGAAAACGGCUGUAAAGCGCUGGGAGUCCGAACUGCAGAGACUGAGCGAGAUCGCCAAAACAGAACCGCAGCAAGCCUACGCAGCAUUUACGUACGGUGUCAAGCAUAAAUGGAACUACCUCAUGAGGACAGUUCCUGAUGUUGCUCCGUUACUAAAACCUCUGGAAGAUGCUAUCAGAAACACCUUCAUACCGGCGAUAGCAAAUGGGAGAUGUCCCAGUGACCAGGAGAGAAGAUUGCUGGAGUUGCCGCCAAGAAUGGGUGGGCUCGGCAUCACCAACCCGCAAAAUCUGGCUGAGUCUGAAUUCAGGAACUCAAUCCGAAUCACAGCCUCCUUGACCGGAUAUAUUACCAAUCAAAAUGAAAGGGUAGAAGACAACCCUCAAGAUAUUAGGUCACUAAGGAAUGAAAUCUCCAUAAACAGAGAAGGAAAACAGAGAGACACUCUGAGUGACCUAAUGAGAGAACUCCCAGAAGACACAAGGAGGAGGACAGAUAUUGCACAGGAAGUGGGCGCUUCAAACUGGCUAACCACACUACAUAUCAGGGCAAAAGGCUUCAACUUAAACAAAAAAGAAUUUACUGAUGCCCUUGCCCUCAGGUAUGGCUGGCCAGUGGAUGGGCUCCCAAACAUGUGUAACUGUGGCUCACCCUUCAACCAAAAUCAUGCCAUGACAUGCAAGAGAGGAGGUUUCGUCUGCAUGAGACAUGAUGAAGUAAGAGACGUAACAGCUCAGAUGCUGAAAGAAGUCUGCCACGACGUGACUGUGGAACCCAUGCUGCUCCCUCUGCAAGGCGAACACCUCGCCAGACGCACCGCUAAUGUUUCGAACAAAGCACGAGUGGAUGUUAGCCCCAGAGGGUUUUGGACUCGUGGACAAAGGGCAUACUUUGAUAUAAGGAUCUUUGAUCCCAUGGCCCAUUGCCACAGAGACCUGACCCUUGAUGCAGCCCACAGAAGAAACGAACAAGAGAAGAACAGAGCAUAUGAAGAAAGAAUACAGAACGUGGACCAGGGCUCCUUCACCCCGGUAGUAUUCACGACGGCAGGAGGGAUGGGACCAAGGGCGCAGAGCUUCUACGCAAGACUCGCCGAAACACUGGCGGAUAAGAAACAACAGCCAAGAAGCAGUGUGGUCGCCUGGAUGAGAUGCAGGCUGUCCUUCUCCCUCCUGAGGUCAGCCUUGGUCUGCCUGAGAGGAACCAGGUCACCUGCACCCAAAACCACCCGCAUUGCUGACCUGGACUUUGAGGCGACGGUGGUUGAUAGUCGUAUCAACCACAAGCUCUGUUAGCUUAAAAAUAAAAUGUUUAGUAAAGUUUGUAAUAUUAAAUAAAGAUGGUUGUCGGCCACAGUCAUUGGCGGGGUGGGGCCAAUGAAUUGCUUUGUGAAAGGAUAUGAGAGAAUAUACCGCUCACAACGCAACUCUAAUAGAUGGAGGCCC